AUGUCACAUACACUUGAAGAAAUGUCUGCUGCUGAGUCUUCUGAAAGCCCUUGUGAACAAAAAAACCAACUUGCAAGAGAAGCCCAUGCUCGCCGUGCAGCAAAUGAAACUAAUAAAAAAUCUGAGCAGUGCCGAAGUGCUCAAAGACAAGCAUAUACACGGUGGUGUGAAAAUGAAACUUCUGAAGAAGCAGAAUAUUGUCGAAAAAAACAAAAUGAGGCUAAUAAACAUACCUCCAAUUUAGCGUGCAUUGAUAACUAUGAUACAACUGCUGUAAUUUCACAUUCCGAAGGACUUAUAAAUGUUGAAU
Messenger RNA from Racocetra persica, 310 nucleotides. The record is from the annotation of a GenBank genome assembly. Lineage: Eukaryota; Fungi; Glomeromycota; Glomeromycetes; Diversisporales; Gigasporaceae.